Nyctereutes procyonoides (raccoon dog) is the source of this 1650-nucleotide messenger RNA. RefSeq names its product platelet-activating factor acetylhydrolase 2, cytoplasmic. Lineage: Eukaryota; Metazoa; Chordata; Mammalia; Carnivora; Canidae. Gene Ontology annotation, molecular function: 1-alkyl-2-acetylglycerophosphocholine esterase activity. The transcript has a single exon. The record is from RefSeq and is a predicted model, not a curated record. Bases 54 to 1232 code for a protein of 392 amino acids.
ACCGGCCAUCAAGUUCAGCACUGUCCAGGUUGUUUGUUUCAACUGGUGAUGAAAUGGGGGUGAACCAGUCCAUGAGCUUCCCACCUGUCACAGGACCCCACCAUGUAGGCUGCGGGGAUGUGAUGGAGGGCCAGGGUCUCCAGGGGAGCUUCUUUCGACUCUUCUACCCCUGCCAAGAGUCAGAGGAGACCACCGAGCAGCCUCUGUGGAUUCCCCGCUAUGAGUACUGCACUGGCCUGGCCAAUUACCUGCAGUUUAAUAAGCGCUGGGGCGGGCUGCUGUUCAGCUUGGCUGUGGGAUCGUGUCGCCUGCCUGUUAGCUGGAACGGCCCGUUUAAGGCAAAGGACUCUGGAUACCCCUUGAUCAUCUUCUCCCAUGGCAUGGGAGCCUUCAGGACGCUGUAUUCAGCCUUCUGCAUGGAGCUGGCCUCCCACGGCUUUGUGGUUGCUGUACCAGAACACAGGGAUGGGUCGGCUGCGACCACCUGUUUCUGUAAGCAGGCCCCGGAGGAGAGCCAGGCCACUAAUGAGUCGCUGGAGGAGGAAUGGAUCCCUCACCGACAAAUUGAAGAAGGGGAGAAGGAAUUCCAUGUCCGGAAUUGCCAGGUGUAUCAGAGGGUAAGCGAGUGUACUCGGGUGUUGAGGAUCCUGCAAGAGGUCACUGCUGGGCAGAUUGUUCUCAACAUCUUGCCUGAUGGGUUGGAUCUGACGACUUUGAAGGGCAGCAUCAACAUGAGCUGCGUGGCUGUGAUGGGACAUUCAUUUGGCGGGGCUACAGCUCUAUUGGCUUUGGCCAAGGAGACCCAGUUUCGGUGUGCUGUGGCUCUGGAUGCUUGGAUGUUUCCCCUGGAACAUGACUUUUACCCCAAAGCCAGAGGUCCUGUGUUCUUUAUCAAUGCUGAAAAAUUCCAAACAGUGGAGAGUGUCAACUUGAUGAAGAAGAUAUGUGCUCAACAUGAACAGUCCAGAAUCAUAACUGUGCUUGGUUCUGUUCAUCGGAGUCAAACUGAUUUUGCUUUUGUGGCUGGUAACUGGAUUGGUAAAUUCUUCUCCACUCAAACCCGUGGGAGCUUGGACCCCUAUGAAGGUCAAGAGAUUAUGGUGAGGGCCAUGUUGGCCUUCCUGCAGAAGCACCUUGACCUGAAAGAGGACUAUGACCAGUGGAACAGCCUCAUUGAAGGCAUCGGACCAUCGCUUACCCCAGGGGCCCCACACCAUCUGUCCAGCCUGUAGGCACAACCAGCCAUUUGUGAAAGGUCACUGGGCUGAGUUACCAUUUGGGGCCUGCACGGGGAUACCUGUAGCCUCCUAUCAAGAACUGGUUGAGAUGACCCUUCUUCACAGUUUGAGAGGAUGUAAUCACACUGCUGAUUGGAUAACUGGAUACUUUGAUCUUGGACUUGUUGAUUUUAAACUCAUGCUGAGAAUUGGAUCACUUACUGAUUGGCACACUGGCUUUCUGGGAACUGAACCCUGAUGGUGUGGGGAACAAGCAGUGGGGUAGAGUUGGGGUGGGGGGUUUCUUCAAACCCCAAACUGAGCACUGUUAACUCAGUGGCCUAUUCCCUCCCCUUGAGCCAGUGUGGCUUCUGGUGUGGAAGAAAUUAAGCCAAAGGGUUGAAGUAAAUUUCCUACCUUCGAGACCUUUAAA